This is a messenger RNA of Sardina pilchardus (European sardine), 1261 nucleotides long. It is a transcript of the gene apooa, whose product is annotated as apolipoprotein O, a. Lineage: Eukaryota; Metazoa; Chordata; Actinopteri; Clupeiformes; Clupeidae. Gene Ontology annotation, biological process: cristae formation. The record is from RefSeq and is a predicted model, not a curated record. The transcript has 10 exons. Gene Ontology annotation, cellular component: MICOS complex. The coding region runs from base 32 to 664 and encodes 210 amino acids.
CUGUCACAACUUCAGAAGAAGAAAGUGAACCAUGUUCAAAGUUCCAGCCCAGGGCCCUGUGGGCAUGAUGAUGGGAGUGGUCUUUGCUGCUACCCCCAUUGAUGAGAAGUCGCCUAGCAAAGAGCUCAGCCUGGAUGAGCUGUCCCUCUACACCAGUCCACAGCCCAGGCUGCGUUACAUAGAGCCGGCAACGGGCCAGCUGGAGCAGGGACUCACCGUUGUACGCCAGGCCACCCAGCCGUACAUCACCUGGGGACAGCAAACAACAAACUCGGCAGUGGACAAAGUGAAGGGGGUGUAUGGGAAGGUGAAGCCUAUAGCGGAUGACGCCGUUCAAAUGGGGAAAGAUGGUUAUGUCUAUCUUCAGAACCCUCCCCCAGAGUUCUAUCCACGCGCAGGAGUUAUCGGGUUCGCUGGCAUCCUGGGACUGUUCUUGGCCCGAGGCUCUCGGUGGAAGAAGUUGGUGUAUCCUACUGGACUGAUGGCCAUUGGAGCGUCUGUGUACUACCCUCAAAAGGCAUCCGAAAUGGCCAAGGCUACUGGUGAUGGCAUAUAUGAUUAUGCACUGCAGGCCUAUGUUGCCAUGGAGCAACUGGUGAAGCCUCCACCCAAGCCGCUGAAAGAAAAGGUUGAGAAAAGUGCCAAAGAGGAGACCAAAGCUUGAACUCUGGAGCCGGUCCAGGCUCCUUGACUUGUCUGAGGGAGACAGAACGAGUUCCAGGUUCCGUCCAGUUCUGAGCAAAGCCACACCCCUCAAUCAUAUUCAAGCCCCUCCUCUACCCCAAUACAACAUUCUGCACUAGAAUGAGACACAAUAUUCUAAAAAAUAGUCCAACGGAAUAGUCCAAUGAAAAACAUGAAAACAAAAGUGUGUGGACUCUUCUAAAGAAUAUUGUGCCUCCUCGUGUCCUGUACCUGAGAGGUUCACAGUGACCUCUUCCAACUGCACUAGAAUAAGACACAACCCCAAGUGUGGUGACCACUCCCACAGGAGCGGGGUCUGUCCAAUUAUUUCUGUUACAACAGAAAGAAAAAUUAACUAAUGAACAAUGUGUAUACGUUUAAAAAUGUUUUUUCGUAGAUAAAGUAAUUUGGAAUUAAGGAAAAAAACUAUUUUGUCUCAAAUCUGUAUUUGUUUAAAAUAAUCUUAAACAUGUUUGAUUAAGUUAAAUUCACCUUGGAAACAUGAAUGUAAAAAAUGGAUUCAUAUUUAUAUAAAUUAUAAAUGGUCUGACUGUGGAAUUAAAGAUGUAUAUUUGAA